ACCUGUCUGCCGUGAUUCCGGAGCCGGACUACUCGGACUCGGAGGAGGAGAGUCGGCCGGCCCGGUCCAGCUUCAGUGGCGGCAUGGCCUCGGACGGAGCGCUGGUGCCGCGCCGGCUGUCGGCGCCGCUCCCGCCGGCCGCCGACCGCCAGCAGAAGCUGCACAGGGAGCUCGCCUUUAACCAGAAAAUCGGUAAGAACCUGUUGGGGCAGAAGAGCGAGCUGCAGCGAGCCAUGGAGCGCCACCGCGAGCAGCGGGAGCGGCGCCAGCUGCAGGACCAGCUGCGAGACAACCGGACCAGCUUCGAGAUCGCGCUGGAGGAGCGCAUGUCACGCGCAGAGCCAAAGGCGCAGGACGCGGCGCCACCCUCUGCUGACGUCACGCCCGAGUUCCUCCGCGUGCACGCGCGCAUGCGGUCCAAGGUGAACGCGCCCUCCUGAAUCCGGCGACAGGGCGGCCUGGUGUUGUGUCGUGUCAUAGACUCGCGUCGCCGACCAGCGGCGAUCCGACGAGGUCAUCGGAGGUUCCGUGCACCAGCGGGCGGACCCCGCCAGCGACUGAGGGACCUGAAGCGCCCGAGGCGGAGCGGCGUUGCACGUGCACAGUCCAGUCACUGAGCCAGUCGUCUCGUGCCGGUCUGAGCAGACCGUCAGAUGUGUAUCGCGAUCAUCCGGCGCGUUGUAGGUGGUCAGGCCUGUUCUAUGAUUAAGCGGUAAAUACUGUUUUAUGAAGUGUUCUUUAUUUCAGGAUUGAGGACACGAUGCCGAUCCGCGCAAUGCGGGGCGAUCUUGGAGUAUUGAGCGUAUAGAAGGCACAGGUCGUAGAAACCCGUACUGCAUUAUCCGCACCUGAGUUUUAUGUAAGAUAUGUACAAAGGUUCUAUCAAUAAACUGUUUUGUAAAUAGA
This is a messenger RNA of Pollicipes pollicipes, 906 nucleotides long. RefSeq lists its product as uncharacterized. The record is from RefSeq and is a predicted model, not a curated record. NCBI's taxonomy places the organism in Eukaryota, Metazoa, Arthropoda, Thecostraca, Pollicipedomorpha, Pollicipedidae.